AUGGAAGUGAGGGACUUGGCAAGCACGGGUGCAACUGGUCCUCUACAGGGUGGAAUAACAGAGGAGGAAAUAAAGAAACUUGAAAGGCCUCCAGCACUGCAAUCUGUCAGUACUCGUGAAGAGAACUCUGAAGUUUCACAGACCUCCCAACCACAGACAGAGAAAACAUUGCCUAAAGCCAGACAGGAGAACCAUGAGAAGAAUGCAGACACUCAGAGUGUAUCAAGUGGAAGUACAACUACGAAUGAUGGUGCACCAACAGAAUCUUCUUCAUCAACAACUACUGAAGCAAAUGCUACACCAUCACCACAAGAAACUCAGGGGAAUAAUGAAUCUGAUAAUAAAAACGCUGCGAGUGGCACUGCACCUGAAGGAAGUGGGUCAACCAAUAAAGCAACUAAUGCAGAUACAACCACCACCACAACAACAACCACAACACUUCCUCCUGAACUCACAAACAACAAGAAGGGUGAUGCAGACAGCAGCAGCAGUAUCAGCAGUUCUGUGUGGGUGCGUGUUCCACUACUGAUUGUGGUUACACUGGCCUGUAUUCUUGUGUGCUGA
Messenger RNA from Trypanosoma theileri, 564 nucleotides. RefSeq lists its product as uncharacterized. NCBI's taxonomy places the organism in Eukaryota, Euglenozoa, Kinetoplastea, Trypanosomatida, Trypanosomatidae. The transcript has a single exon. Bases 1 to 564 code for a protein of 187 amino acids. The record is from RefSeq and is a predicted model, not a curated record.